UCUAUAUAUUUGACUAGCACCGUCACUUCCUUUAAAAAUGGCCUUCUUUGUCCUUUCCCGUCAAGCUGGUUUUCAAAGCGCAUUCGCCGGUGGAAGUCUAGGCUUGCAGUUCUCGAAGAUCAGUAAUACUACCUCAUUCCUCAGAAAUUUCUGCGCCAAAAUGGUUUUGCCAAGAGUGUUCUUUGAUAUGACCGCGGAUAAUCAACCCGUCGGAAGGAUUAUUAUAGAACUCCGGAACGAUGUAGUACCAAAAACAGCUGAGAACUUCCGUGCCCUGUGCACAGGCGAGAAAGGAUUCGGAUACAAGGGAUCCACCUUCCACCGAGUCAUCCCCAACUUCAUGUGCCAAGGCGGUGACUUCACCAACCACAAUGGUACCGGAGGAAAAUCCAUCUAUGGCAAUAAAUUCGCAGACGAAAACUUUACCCUGAAACACACCGGACCCGGAGUCAUGUCCAUGGCCAAUGCCGGACCUGACACCAACGGAUCUCAAUUCUUCAUCACCACCGUCAAAACCUCUUGGUUGGACAACAGGCACGUUGUCUUCGGUGCCGUCGUAGAGGGCAUGGACGUAGUCAAGAAAAUUGAGGCUCUCGGAUCCCAGUCAGGGAAGACGUCAAAGAAAAUCGUCGUCGCCGAUUGCGGGCAAUUGUAAAGUAAUUUGAGAGAUGUUUACCUUAAGUUGAAAUCGAUACACCCUUCUAACGCUGUUUUCCAUAUAAAAUGUAAUGUCAUUUUUGAAUUUGCUGAAUUCCGUAAUGUAAGAGUUUAGGUGUCGGUCUAUCAGUGAAAUUAUUCUGAUAGGAGUUGUGAUCUGUUUCAAAUAGCCGAUAGUUAGGAUUAGUGUUCAACUUUGCAUUUAAACGUUUCUUUUUCAUCUUUAGGCUGAUAUUACAAUUUGUUUCAAUAUAUCUGAAUGUUUUUUACCAGGAAUGUAAGGUAACUGUAAUAAAUGAAACAAUAACGGG
This is a messenger RNA of Leptinotarsa decemlineata (Colorado potato beetle), 968 nucleotides long. Its product is annotated as peptidyl-prolyl cis-trans isomerase. Gene Ontology annotation, molecular function: peptidyl-prolyl cis-trans isomerase activity; cyclosporin A binding. Gene Ontology annotation, biological process: protein peptidyl-prolyl isomerization; protein folding. The record is from RefSeq and is a predicted model, not a curated record. NCBI's taxonomy places the organism in Eukaryota, Metazoa, Arthropoda, Insecta, Coleoptera, Chrysomelidae. Gene Ontology annotation, cellular component: cytoplasm.